AUGAUUUCUUCUGCUAUAAUUUUGAAUGAACAAAAUUGCUUACAUGAGGUUUUCUACGACGAAAGUAGUAAACCAUCAAAACUUGGAUCCAAACCAAAACACGAUCUUCGUUUUGGAUAUGAAUUAGACAUAUUCCAAGUUCAAUCUAAUUUGGCUGUGGACAACAAUGAGUCAGUAUUAAUUGCUACUCAUACUUCUGCAGGAAAAACUUCUAUUGCUCGUUAUGUGAUAAACUCAUGUUUGGAAGCCAAAAAAAGGUGCUUUUAUACGACACCUUUAAAAGCACUUUCAAACCAAAAAUACCAUGAAUUUAAGAAAAUAUAUAAUAAUGUUGGAUUAAUCACAGGAGAUGUAUUCGUUAAUGUUAACGCUUUAAUUGUAAUAUUAACGAUUGAAGUGUUAAACGAAAUUAUUAUCAAUGAUUCUUUAAAUUUUACAAAUGCUGGAUAUGUAAUAAUGGAUGAAGGACAUUUUCUUGGAGAUGAAGCAAGGGGCCAUGUUUGGGAGGAAAGCAUAAUUAAUAUGCCAAAAGAUAUUAAAUUAGCAAUUCUUUCCGCUACUUUACAAAACUGCUCUGAGUUUGCAAAAUGGAUUGUUUACAUAAAAGGAAACCCAAUGCAUGUUAUUGGUACCAAUGAAAGACCAAUAACUCUUGAAUAUUGUGUUCAUUGUUCCGCAACGGGAAGAAUUAUUCAAAUAAAAGUGGGAACUGAUGAAACCGAUUCUGAAGGACUCGAAACCGCUAUGAUUGAAUGCCAAGGGAAAAAUAGAGGAAAAAAGGAACUCAUGGAACUUCUUAAGAUAUUAAAAGAUGAAGACAUGCUUCCAGCCAUAAUUUAUUGUCCAUCAAAGAAGACAUGUGAUUCCAUGGCUAAACUUAUCUCGUCAAUGUGUUUUUUGGAUACAGUAGAAAGGGAUUUAAUGAAUGAGUUAUUAAAAUUAACUCUGUUCUUGGAAGAUGAAGAAAUGAAAACGUUUAUGUCUGAAAUAGAAGAUUACGCUGUUUGUUUAACUAAUGGAAUCGGCGUACAUCACGGAUCGCUUAUGAAAAUGACAAAGGAAUUUAUGGAAAAAUGCUUCAUCAACGGUGGCAUCAAAGUCAUGUUUUCGACUGAAACGUUGGCAGUUGGACUUAAUAUUCCAGCAAGAUCAGUAAUAUUUACAUCAGUUUACAAAUUUGACGGCAAUGUGAGAAGAACUUAUAAACAAAGUGAAUUUAUUCAAAUGGCUGGAAGAGCUGGAAGAAGAGGAAUCGACAGUUUAGGACAUGCAAUCUUCUCCUUAACUGAUUCAAAUCGCUGA
Strongyloides ratti is the source of this 1302-nucleotide messenger RNA. Its product is annotated as Superkiller viralicidic activity 2-like 2. The transcript has 2 exons. Gene Ontology annotation, molecular function: ATP binding; nucleic acid binding; RNA helicase activity. Gene Ontology annotation, cellular component: Ski complex. The record is from RefSeq and is a predicted model, not a curated record. The coding region runs from base 1 to 1302 and encodes 433 amino acids. Gene Ontology annotation, biological process: nuclear-transcribed mRNA catabolic process, 3'-5' exonucleolytic nonsense-mediated decay. NCBI's taxonomy places the organism in Eukaryota, Metazoa, Nematoda, Chromadorea, Rhabditida, Strongyloididae.